AUAACAUAGUUUGAAGUUAUUGCACUUUUUUUUGUUUUAUACAAAAAAGCAUGUCUCUCUGUAAAAUUUCAAAUUUUUACAUUUGUUUUUAAUAAGUAGCAAAUCGUCAUGCGAAUAGUAUUUGUAAUGAAAUUUCGUCGACGCGAAAUUAAGAAAUUUUAUUAGUACAUUUUUUCUAUUAUAAUCAAAUUAAGUUUACACCAAUGGAAUUCCAAGUUUUAUUACUGGUCCACAUUAUAGGUUUUUGUCUUGGUUUGAGGGAUGUUCAAGUUAAGGUGCCAGUCGCUGUAAGAAGAGGAGAGACUGUCACGUUAUUUUGCUGGUAUGACACGGAAGAUGAUCCUCUUUAUAUUGUCAAAUGGUACAAAGCAAGACGUGAAUUUUAUCAUUUUGCCCCUAAUGCAAAUCCAGCUAUUAAAACAUUUCCCAUUGGGGGCCUAAGGGUGAAUGAGGCCAAAAGCAAUGCGACUCAAGUUACACUCGACAAUAUAGAUUCGGAUUCGGCGGAUACUUAUAGUUGUGAAGUGUCUGCUGAUGCGCCUUCAUUUCAUACAGCCAUUGUGUCUGCUACAAUGAAUGUAGUUGAAUUACCUGAAGAAAAGCCAAUGGUAAUUGGAAUGCAACGAAAGUACAAAGUUGGAGAUUCAGUUAAAGUUACAUGCACAUCUGGUAGAAGUUAUCCACCUACUAACCUCACUUGGUUCAUCAAUGAUCGACCGCCUCAUGAUGCACAUGUACGUACAAUAAGUCCACUGGACACAAAUGAAUCAGAAGUGCAAUUCACUCAAAUUACGUUACAAUUUCUUGUAACAAAGGAACAUUUUGCUCAUGGAAAAUUAAAGAUACGUUGCACUGCGUCCAUAUAUUCAAUCUAUUGGCAAUCGUCGGAAGUGAGUGCCGACGAAGAUAAACUCAAUCGGCAUCAGGUGAAUUUUGUACCUGUAAUCACAGCCACUAGAUAUGGAGACCCCUACUAUCAGCCGCCUCCUAAUCAUCAAACUGGACAGAAAAUGCCCGACGGACAAAUUGAUGUUAAAAUACUCGGCUCAUCUGCAGGCAGUUUGAAAUCAGCGGUGCAAUUUAUUUUAGGAUUGUUAAUAAGUUUGCUAUUUGUCUAAAUUGAAAAGUUCUAUAUGUGCUUUGGAACUCUAUAUAUAGAUCGACGUGCUUUACAAAGUGAAAAACAAAAAAAAAGAAAAGAAGUUCUAUUGUAUUUGUAAAUGAAUUUUGUUUUCCAUUUUCCUUUAAGAUUGUUUAUUCUUCAUUUGAUAUAUAUGAGUAUUUGUAUAUAAAAAUAGUACAAAUUACUGCCACUUUUCAUUAUUUAGAUUAUUUAA
Leptopilina heterotoma is the source of this 1337-nucleotide messenger RNA. RefSeq lists its product as uncharacterized. NCBI's taxonomy places the organism in Eukaryota, Metazoa, Arthropoda, Insecta, Hymenoptera, Figitidae. Bases 204 to 1118 code for a protein of 304 amino acids. The transcript is spliced from 6 exons. The record is from RefSeq and is a predicted model, not a curated record.